Molecule: messenger RNA, 680 nt
Organism: Acanthochromis polyacanthus (spiny chromis)
Lineage: Eukaryota; Metazoa; Chordata; Actinopteri; Pomacentridae
Product: gamma-aminobutyric acid receptor-associated protein-like 2
Exons: 4
Coding region: 189-542 (117 amino acids)
Biological process (GO): macroautophagy; cellular response to nitrogen starvation; autophagy of mitochondrion
Cellular component (GO): autophagosome; cytosol; autophagosome membrane
Molecular function (GO): ubiquitin protein ligase binding
Source: RefSeq, a predicted model, not a curated record
UGACGUCAGGCUGUGGGCGGAGCUGCGGCGGACGGUGAAGAAGGAGGAGGUUUGUUGUUUGUUGUUUGCUUCGACGGUUUCUGCCCGAUUUAACGGACGAAACGAGCGGGACAGAAACAGUUUCACGCCUUCAACCAGCCGAGGGCCGCGUUUAGCAUCUGCUGCGUCGAGCGGAAAGACCCGGAAACAUGAAAUGGAUGUUCAAAGAGGAUCACUCGUUGGAACAUCGAUGCAUAGAAUCGGCCAAAAUCCGCAACAAAUACCCUGACAGGGUCCCGGUGAUCGUGGAGAAGGUUUCUGGAUCACAGAUCGUGGACAUCGAUAAGAGGAAGUACUUGGUUCCCUCUGACAUCACGGUGGCCCAGUUCAUGUGGAUCAUCAGGAAACGCAUCCAGCUCCCCUCAGAGAAAGCCAUCUUUCUGUUCGUGGACAAGACGGUGCCUCAGUCCAGCAUCACGAUGGGGCAGCUGUACGAGAAGGAGAAGGACGAGGACGGCUUUUUAUACGUGGCCUACAGCGGAGAGAACACCUUUGGUUUUUAGGAUCACCGAGCAGCCGACGGCGACGCCCACCCACAUCCAAUCACAGCCCUCACUCAGCCUGCGGACGGCGAGGGAAGCCCAGAGAUUCAGAGACACCCGGAGGACGGACGGAGGGACGGAGGGACAUGAAGGCAGCAG